ACCCUCAUCAGGUUUUCUUUUGCUUGAUUUCUUUGAGUGCUUUAAUUGCUUCAAAGCCAUGGCAAGUGCUGAAGAAUUUUGUGAAAAUUACUUGGUGCUUGAUGCCAAUGAAGCAAGUCUCUAUGAUAUUGCUUGUAUUUUGAUAUGUUCAACUACUUUCUUGAACACAAAAAAGUUUUACAAACAACGAUCCCAAGAUGUUGAAAAGUCAACCCAUAGCUUCCGUCAACGAUGGGUCAUCUUCGCCUCCAUGCUCUUGCAGAAGCUUCUUAUAUGGGCAAAGAAGCCGAUGGCUCUGAUAGGGUCUUUGAUCGAGCUAUGGUUGAAUCUUUUGUCAAGCAAUGGUGGUUUUUUCGGACUUUUGAUCAAUCUUAUAACAGGCAAGGUGGUGAACCCGGUAGAAUCACCGGAAAAGUACAACUCUAUCAUUGGAGUGCUCGACAAGCGGGUGAAACUGGAUGAAAGUAUUAAAAAAGGCGAUGGAAGAUACAAACCGUCGCUCGCCAUGAUGGCCUCAAAAUUAGCUUACGAAAAUGAGGCUUUCGUGCAAGCUGCAGUACAACAACACUUGAAGAUGGAUUUUAUUGGCUUCUACAAAUUUUGGAACGAUUACCAACAAAAAUUCACAACAUAUGCAAUGAUGUUCCAAGAUAGAUUGGACCCAAACUUGAUAGUAAUAGCAUUCAGAGGAACCGAACCAUACGAUGUCACCCAAUGGGUGGUGGAUGUUGACAUCUCAUGGUACGAGUUCAAAGAUAUGAACAACUCCACAACCAUUGGUAGAAUCCAUGGUGGGUUCAUGAAAGCACUUGGCUUACAACAAAUAAAAGGUUGGCCAAAAGAGCUUGAUCUGCCUCCUAAUGCAAAGGACAAACACCCUUUUGCAUACUACUAUCUUAGAGAAAAGAUUAAAGAGAUUUUAGAAAAGAACCCAAAUGCAAAGUUUAUGGUGGCGGGCCACAGUUUAGGAGGUGCGUUAGCGAUCUUGUUUUUAGCUGUGUUGGGGUUGCAUGAAGAGACAUGGUUGUUAAAGAGGUUCGAAGGAGUGUACACUUUUGGGCAACCAAGAGUUGGGGAUGGGAGGUUUGGGAGAUACAUGAUGAAGAUCAUUAAAGAUCACGAUGUGAGGUAUUUUAGGUUUGUUUACAGCAAUGAUAUCGUGCCUAGGGUGCCUUUUGACGACAAUGCCUUGUUCUAUAAGCAUUUUGGAUCAACUCUAUACUAUGAUAGUGUCUACAAUGGCAAGGUUUUGAAAGAAGAACCGAACAAGAACUAUUUCUCUUUGGUGUGGGUUAUACCCAAGUAUUUGACUGCAAUUUGGGAGAUAGUUAGGAGCAUCAUUUUGCCAUACUGGAAGGGUAAAGAAUACAAGGAAGAGUAUUUAGAAAUAAUGCUUAGGAUCCUCGGAUUGAUGAUUCCGGGAAUAUCAGCUCAUAGUCCCAAAGAUUAUAUUGAUAUCUCCCGACUCGGGACAGAUCUAAUACCAGCUAAUGACGAGCAUGCCUACUAUCAACAUGUUGAAGGAAAAUUUGACUAAUCAAUAGAUAUAGUACUACAUGUGCAUCCGAAUGGAAUAAUGUCUAAUAUAGAAUAAACAUAUAUACAUAUAAAUUUCUAGUGGAGGUCAUACGAAACCAAACUAUAGAUGUCGCCUCAUUGGAGUCAUCCACAUCGUCAAGACACGGUGUCAUUUGUCUCGAUGUAUGUUGAAGUCUUUCUUCUCUCUGUGUCUUUUAUUCAACAAGCUCGUACAAACACA
This is a messenger RNA of Lactuca virosa, 1759 nucleotides long. NCBI's taxonomy places the organism in Eukaryota, Viridiplantae, Streptophyta, Magnoliopsida, Asterales, Asteraceae. The record is from the annotation of a GenBank genome assembly.